Messenger RNA from Cladophialophora yegresii CBS 114405, 1404 nucleotides. Its product is annotated as argininosuccinate lyase. Gene Ontology annotation, cellular component: cytosol. The coding region runs from base 1 to 1404 and encodes 467 amino acids. Gene Ontology annotation, molecular function: argininosuccinate lyase activity. The transcript has a single exon. Lineage: Eukaryota; Fungi; Ascomycota; Eurotiomycetes; Chaetothyriales; Herpotrichiellaceae. The record is from RefSeq and is a predicted model, not a curated record.
AUGGCAGACUCCGGUUCCAAGCCGCAGGCAAGCAUGCUGUGGGGUGGCCGUUUCACUGGUGGCCUCGACCCUCUGAUGGUGUCUUACAAUGAGUCCAUCUACUUUGACCGCGCCAUAUAUGCCCAGGACAUCAAGGGCAGCAUAGCCUACGCGCGUGCCAAUGCGAAGAUCGGAAUCCUAACGCAGCAAGAAUUCGAGGCCAUCGAAAAAGGCUUCGCCCAAGUCCUGUCGGAAUGGAAGAACGACAAAUUCGAAAUCAAGCCCGGCGUGGACGAGGACAUCCACACCGCCAACGAACGUCGCCUCGGCGAGAUAAUCGGCACGAACAUUGCGGGUAAAUUGCACACAGGUCGGAGCCGGAACGAUCAGGUCGCAACUGGUAUGCGUCUCUGGCUGCGUGAUCAGCUACGGGAGAUCGAGCAGCACCUGGUGGGUCUGUUGCGCGUGACGACCUCGCGGGCUGCCAGCGAGAUCUCUGCGCUCAUGCCCGGCUACACACAUCUUCAACGCGCCCAGCCAAUCCGCUGGUCGCACUGGCUACUCAGCUACGGCAGCGUCUUCACCUCGGACCUCGAGCGCCUGCGGGAGGUUGUCAAGCGCGUCAACCGCUCGCCGCUCGGCGCCGGUGCCUUAGUAGGCAACCCCUUUGGCAUCGAUCGCGAGGCCAUGGCCAAAGAACUCGGCUUCGAGGGCAUCAUCAACAACUCCAUGGCGGCUGUCGCGGACCGGGAUUUCGUGGUGGAAACGCUCCAGUGGGCGUCGACGCUGAUGCAACACAUCUCCCGCUGGGCCGAAGAUCUGAUCAUCUACUCGACUGCCGAGUUCGGCUUCGUGAGACUGGCGGAUGCAUAUUCCACGGGCAGUUCGCUCAUGCCACAGAAGAAGAACCCAGACUCAUUGGAGCUCCUGCGAGGAAAGAGCGGGCGAGUGUUCGGAUACAUGGCCGGGCUGAUGAUGUCCGUCAAGGGCCUUCCGUCAACAUACAACAAAGACUUGCAGGAAUCGUUUGAGCCCAUGCUCCAAGGCGUCAAGACGACUGCAGAUUCCAUCCAAAUCGCCACGGGUGUGCUGUCGACUCUGACGAUCUUCCCUGAAAAGAUGAAGGCUGCGCUCACCCCGGACAUGUUGGCAACUGACUUGGCAGAUUAUCUCGUCCGCAAGGGCGUUCCAUUCCGCGAGACACACCAUAUCUCGGGACGAGUUGUGGCACUAGCUGAGAAGGAGGGCGUCCCUAUGGACAGACUGAGUCUGCAGCAGCUGCAGGGGGUGGACAAGCGCUUCGGCGACGACGUCAUGCAGGCCUUCAACUAUGAGAGUAGUGUGGAGAAGCGCACCGUAUUGGGUGGGACAAGCAAGAGGAGUGUCGAAGAGCAGAUUGAGCGGAUUCAGGAGUUGCUCGAGUAA